GCCAGAGCUCUCUCACUUUCCUCUCCUUGUUUUGCUUUCGAUCUGGAGCCGUCACUUUUAGUUUUGAUCCUGCGAUCAUUUACUGCUGGAGAAGAAGAUAUUUCAGAUACCUUGGAUGCAUGCUGCACGUCAUGGGUGGGAUGUUGAAAAGGACGCACCUUUAUUUAGAAACUGGGCUAUUCAUACAGGAAAGUAUCAGCCUGGAAUUGACAAGCCUGACCCCAAGACAUGGAAGGCAAACUUCAGAUGUGCAAUGAACUCUCUGCCGGAUAUUGAAGAAGUUAAAGACAAAAGUAUGAAGAAAGGAAACAAUGCAUUUAGGGUAUAUAGGAUGAUUCCUGUAGCAGAAAGACCUUCCAAAAGAGGGAAAAGAACAAAGUCAGAAAAAGAAGAUAAAAUCAAACAGGAAAAGGAUGAAUCUAGUCCGGCACAUAUGUCUUUAAUGAAUGGAUCUUGUACGAUAUCUACACAGAUUGCUGACUUUUAUCCAACAGUAAAACAGGAAGUUGACAGUACUAUAAACAUUGUAGUUGUGGGUGAUGAUAUGUUUAGCACUGUUACAGUGGACGAAAUGAUAGUUUCAAAUCCCCCCGAUGUUUGUCAAGUUGUAGAGGUAACAACUGAAAAUGAUGACCAACCAGUCAUUCGGGCACAGCAUUACCCUCUUCAGAUCUCUCCAGUUUCAUCAUAUGCAGAAAGUGAAACGGACAGCGUUCCCAGUGAUGAAGAAGGCGUGAGUCGACCUUCUCAAAAGGACAUUGAUGGGAAAGAGUGUAAAAGAACAUCAAGCCCAAGAGCAACCUACAGCUUACCUGGAAUGGCAACAUUUGUUUCCAACAAACCAGACCUCCAGGUAACCAUCAAAGAAGAGAAAUGCCCUAUGCCUUACAACAGCUCUUGGCCAAUAUUCCCAGAAAGCACGUCUUAUACCCAGAUGGCCACUUCUACAAUAAGCAGCACGAGAAACGACCAUGAACUCAGAGCUACUGUCAUUAAGAAAACAUCAGAUGUCACCCAAUCAAGACUAAAAACAUGCUAAUAGUUUACAACUUAGUGUGUGGAUUUGGGUGAUAAAUGAGUAUGUGGUACCAUCUAAUUUAAAUUACAGUUGUCUUCUGUCAAGAUGGUGAUUUUAUGCAUGUUCAACAAUGCUUUGAAAAUCUCCGUAGCCAGAGAGAACUCUACUCAGGAUUCAGGGCCUGGAGAGCCAACAAUGAAAGGAGGACUGUGGCAGUAAUGGACUAUGCUGUUAAGGAACUUGACAAGGCCUUUGUAUGGACACAAAUGUGAAACUGCUAGAUUAUUAUAAUUUUGUAAAAUGAAAUCUAUAUUGUAAAUAUGUACAUUUUAUACUAUAGUUCUAGCAAACUUGCAGUCUGCUUGUGCACCUUACAAAACAAGCACUUAAACACAAACAAGGCCUUCUGUUUUACUGCUGUAAAUUAUGUAAUCUAGGCCAUACAUGUAAAGCCCUGUUUUCUGGAAACUUUCUGUUGAGGGAAAUGGAAGCUCAUAUCUAGACAAAUUAUAAGGUUCUAUGGCAGUGAAUAGGUUUAUAUAAAGUAAAUAAAUCAUCUCCAAUGAAAUUCAAAUUUUAUAUAUAUAUAUAUAUAUAUAUAUAUAUAUAUAUAUAUAUAUAUAUACACACACACACAUACAUACAUACAUACAUACAUACAUACAUACAUACAUCCUUAUUACAUAGAACUUGCAUUCUGCAGCUUUCAUAAAACCAUCUCCUGGGGUACUCUUAGAAGUAUAUACACAAUUGUCUCACCUUUUCAAAGGCACUCUCCGAUUAAUUACCAUAUUAUUUAUUCAUAGUGAUAUUAUGUCUGAUGAAGGGGCACCACCCCAAAACAUCACUGUUAAUAAAUAAUACGGUCAUUAAUCAGAGAGUGCCUUUGACAAGGUGAGAUGAUUGUGUGUGUGUAUGUAUGUAUGUAUAUAUGUAUGUGUGUGGGUGUAUUUAUAUAUAUAUAUAUAUAUAUAUAUAUGUAUAUAUACACAGAGAGAGAGAAGUACACUCACAGGAACGAACAGCCAGCUCAAUACCAUUGUUAGCCUGUUCUAUGGCGAUUUACCACCUGGGUGCAACUUCUUAUAUAUAUAUAUAUAUAUAUGUAUGUGUGUGUAUAUAUAUAUAUAUAUAUAUAUAUAUAUGUGUAUGUAUAUAUAUAUAUAUAUAUAUGUGUGUGUAUAUAUAUAUAUAUAUAUAUGUGUGUGUAUAUAUAUAUAUAUAUAUAUAUAUAUAUAUAUAUAAUAAUUUACAUCUAUAUAUAAUCUAUGCUCAUGUUUUGAGGUACAGUACAAAUUUUUAUCCAUUCAGUGUUCUUUCAUUUUAAGCAUUGAAAACUUACUGAUGUAUGAUAUGCAAACACUUAAACAAAAGAAAAAAGUAAGGAAAAAAUGACUAAGCUUUCCCAAUGCAAGCUUUUUUUAUUUUUUUACAAAGGGGAUAUUUUAUUUGCAGUAAAAUCCAAAGUGAACAUAAUUGUUUUCUAUCUUUUUAUACAACAGAUUUUAUUUUAUAAUUCAGUUUUCUGUUUGUUGGCAAGAAAGAAAAAAUGUAGAGUCACAUUUUCUUUAUUCUUUUGUUUCCUAACAUGAAACUGAUAUAUUGAUCUAUAAUGUAGAAAACAAAUUAUCCUGUGGAUUCAUAAAAAUAAACUGUAAUUAAAUUUUA
Molecule: messenger RNA, 2686 nt
Organism: Bombina bombina (fire-bellied toad)
Lineage: Eukaryota; Metazoa; Chordata; Amphibia; Anura; Bombinatoridae
Gene: IRF2
Product: interferon regulatory factor 2
Biological process (GO): immune system process; regulation of transcription by RNA polymerase II
Cellular component (GO): nucleus
Molecular function (GO): RNA polymerase II cis-regulatory region sequence-specific DNA binding; DNA-binding transcription factor activity, RNA polymerase II-specific
Source: RefSeq, a predicted model, not a curated record